Molecule: messenger RNA, 7151 nt
Organism: Zootoca vivipara (common lizard)
Lineage: Eukaryota; Metazoa; Chordata; Lepidosauria; Squamata; Lacertidae
Gene: NRBF2
Product: nuclear receptor binding factor 2
Biological process (GO): autophagy
Source: RefSeq, a predicted model, not a curated record
CGUGGUGCGCGCUGACGUCACUGCGGGCGCGCGGGGCGGAAGCGCCUCGGCGUCGCGGUGUUUACAAGCGGGCUGGUUGCUGUCGGGGCCGCGCUAAGGGCGCUCGGGCCGGAGCGGCGAAGAGGCCGCCUCAGCGCCCAUGUGCCCUCAGCCGCCCAUGGAGGUGAUGGAGGGCCCGCUCAACCUGGCUCAUCAGCAGAGCAGGAAAGCUGACCGUUUGCUGACAGCAGGGAAGUACGAAGAAGCGAUUUCUUGUCACAAAAAGGCAGCAGCAUAUCUCUUGGAGGCCAUGAAGCUGACACAAUCGGAUCAGGCCCAGUUAUCAUUGGAAUUACAAAGGGAGAGCCACCUGAAACAGAUUCUACUUAUCCAAGAGCGAUGGAAAAGAGCAAAAAGAGAAGAGAGGCUAAAGACACAGCAGGCUGUGGAGAAAGAUAGUGCUUCAUCGAAGCCAUCAGCUGAGGAAUUUGAUGACCAAAAUGCGGCAGCUCCCGCUAGCCUGAAGUACAGCCCUUCCCCAGAGAAGGAUGCACAGGCAAUCCACGGUGUCUUGGAUAGGGACCCCGACACACUACUGUUCCUGUUUCAGAAAAGAAAGGAGCCACUGGAAGUGUGCGUUGGAAGCAAAACCCCAAAGGACGACAAGACAAAAAUUGAGGAGCAGGCCACCAAAAUAGCCGUUCUAGAACGGCACGUGGACUUUCUCUUAGCUGAAAACGAGAGAUUGAAGCGAGAGAACAAGCAGCUACAAGCUGAGAGGGCCAGACUUCUGAAAUCCCCCCUAGAAAAGGAGCUAGAUGUCGAUGCCGACUUCGUAGAGAAGUCAGAGCUGUGGGGUCUGCAGCAGCAUUCAGAAACUGCUGCUGCGUCGGCCUCAACUUGGCAGAAAUUUACAACGAAUGCUGGGAAGGGCAAGGACAUUCCGAUACCCAGCCUUCCGCCUCUGGACAUUCCAUCCCCCGAGCUCCCUCUGUUGGAGCUCUCGGAGGAUAUGCUGAAAGGACUGAUGAACAGCUAAGUAGAGACCACAAUGUAUGUUCACCUGUAGCUCAGCAAAAUCCAAAAAGGGGAAACUCACCAGUACAGUUGUGAUUCACAGGUACAAAACACCAACUACAACCCUACUGAGGGAGAAUAUCUUAGUGACUUAGUGUCACACUGAAAAAUAUGCAUGCUAUUGGAUCGGUUAAACAGGGCUGACUAUUUACCAUCGUUGGUAAAAGCUAAGCUCUCUCUUCCUCCCCACCUUCAAGCCAAAUGACUGAGGGGAGACUUUCAAGCAACUUGAUCCUGCAGGGGUCUUGGGUAUGCGAUAUGUAACAUGUCUCCUUAAUGCCAUAAAAUAAUGCAAAACCUAAGUGGUGUGGGCCAGAGUGUGACCAUUUUGGCAGUGAAAAAAAAGUUUCUAUCAUGCAUUCAAUUAAUUUAAUUAUGCAAACCAGGUCAAUAGAUUGGAUGUUGCUUCUGUUCCUCCACAGUAUGGAUCUACGUGCCACACUCUGCACUCCUGACUUAAAAAUGCUUUAUCAGCUAAUCAGGAGAGAUGCUAAAUUUACUACUACUACUUUUUUAUUUUAAGGAACCAAAUUUUAGUUCUAUUGAAAUUUGGAACCAAAUUUUAGUUCUAUUGAAAUUUUGAUUUGUUUACAUAAUCAGGGUGCUUAAUAAUGUGUGUGUUCUGUAUAUGAAACUAGUAGGCAUCGUUUUAAACAAAUACGAGGAAGAAGAAUUAUUGAUGCAUGAAUGGAAGUAACGGCAGUUGCCAGAACUUGACUGAAAAUAAAAAGUUUUGGGUCAGUUUUGAAUCUUAGUUGUUUGUUGGAACACAUAAAGCUGAUGAAUAUUGAGUCAGAUCACAGGUCCAUCUUGCCCGAAUCACCUCUGACUUGCAGUAAAAUUCCAAGACCUUCCUUUAACAGCAAUCUCUCAAUCCCAUGAUUUGAAUUCCUUUUAAUCAGAGAGGCCAGGCAUGGAACCUGUGAUGAUGUAUUUGCUCAUUGCACUUUGAUGUGCUUUCGAACUGCUAGGUUGGCAGGAAUUUCUGCUAAUAGUUGUUAAAUCUUACAUUACUGUUCUAAUGCAGUCAUUUAAACUAGUAGUAACAAAUGCCUCCUGUUAGCUAUGCUGCUGAUGUGCAAUAGUCAAUUUUACUGGCUGUCUCCAAGAAAGGGGAUUAUGACAGGCUUUCUCGCCACACUUGAGCAUUUUUUAUUGAUACUGCUUCCUUUGGUUACUACUUACAGCUGAAUCUAAACACUUUCCUUUGGGUCACAGUUCAAGAUGAAUCUUGCCUCUUUCCUGUGUCAUUUUAAAAAACCUAUCUUUUAGCUCUUGUGGAAUAGCUGUUUAUUCAAAAAUGAGAGGAAGCUGCACAAAAAUUCUGGUCCUGCAAAACUAUGUUACUUCCUAGUAGCUAGGAAUAAGUACUGUAUUUAGAAAUUUUAUACAAAGAGUGCCAUCUCCUGGACAAUGCUGUUUUCUUUACACAGUACUCCAGCGGUUCUGAACUUAAAAUCACAAAGUUCAACAUACCACAGGCCCAUAACAUUACAUCCUUUGGCUAUACAUCAAAAUGUUAUGUAAUUUCACAUAAAAAAUGGUUUGCUAUUAUUUUGUAGGAAUAUUAGUAUUCUAUGGGCAUUAAAUCCCCAGUGUGCAGUGUAGUAUGUGCAAUAUGGAAACCCAAUCCAUGAUGCUACAAUCAUAAUUCCAUCACUGCCCUAUGGAUAAUGAAUAGCUCAGUCAGUAGAGCAUGAGAGUCUUAAUCUCAUGGUUGUGGGUUCAAGGCCCAUAUUGGGCACAAGAUUCCUGUAUUAUAGGGGGUUGGACUAGAUGACUCUCGUGGUCCCUUCCAACUCUAUGAUAUAAUAGCAACCUGUGACAGUUGAGUGCCUAUCAGUUUGUAACCUUAACAGGGCUAAUGAAAAAUAAUGUAUUGGCUUUUAUAGACAGGUUUCCCAGUGGUUGCAGAAGUCUGUGAACAAGCGGAAAACAAAAACCAGGACUGACAGAAUGUUGAGAGCAUAAAGAUAAGAAAAUGAGCGGGGAUGGGGAUUCAGUGGCCCUCCAGAUGAUGUUGGACUACAACACCCAUCAUCCCUGGGUCUUGGGCCUUCUUGGCUAGGACUGAUAGAAUCCUACUACAUGGAGAGAGCCACAGGGUCCCUCUCCCUGUGCAAGAGUAACUCAUCUCAAGAGAGAACUUCCAUAUUCCUGUUGAAGGGUAAAUACUGGAACAUCCAUCACUGCAGCUACAUUUUUUUCUUAAGGAUGUGUGUGUGUGUGUCAGUGAAGGACACACCUGGUUACAGCUAUACAAACACCAGGUUUUUUUUGGGGGGGGGCUGAUGGGUGGCUCUCGCUUCUACGUAUCAAUAGCAACUUGGAAUUAAUGGAAACACCUAGUUUGGUGCAAGAUUGCAUAUGGUGAAAGGCAGUCUGCACCUUUACUAAUACUCAAUUCAGUGAGUUCCCCUCCCCCUUCUACCUUGGGGAACCCCUGCACAUCUGCUAGGCCUAGGGUAUUCUCUCUGUUGCAAAUUCAGGGUUCAUAAUAGGUCCAAGCUCAGUUCAUAAAGCCAGACCUCUUGCCUUUCAGUAUCAACCGAAAGUGCUUUCUAAUACUACAGAUGCACAGAAGACUGAAAGUUUCAUAAUAGUUUUUUUCAUGGAAGUUUUCUGCUAUCACUAAUCUGUCAAACCUUUGGUAAGUGCCUAAGGGUACCAACACUGACUCCUGGAACAAUUUUAAAAAGUGCUGUAGUUUCUUUUUUAAAACGAAAGAAAACAAAAGAUAAAUCAAAUACAUUAUUUGCCCUAGCUCUUUCAACAAAUUAAAUACAUACAUACCAAACAAAACUUCAUUUGAACGUUAAGGGAAGUAGGAGUGAGAUAUGGCUACAGACAUUAUUUCAUAGUUGUUUCUCAAAUAUAUUGUACAUCAGUUUUAGUUAAAAAGUGCUAAGCACAAGAAUAAAGGGGAUGAAAUGUGUAUUCAGUGUUACAGUCCAUGGCAGACUGGACACAAAUAGUCACAACAGCUGUUAAUCUAUAAAAUACUAUAGCCAAGUUCUAAAAAGGCAAAAACCCUCAGGAACAAUAUUAUUUUUACCACUUCCCUAAAAAUUAGAGAGCUGGCUAGGUGAAAAUUUAAAUGCAUGGUCUCUGGGACCAGGGCUGGGAGUUGGUUCAAGGUUUUAGAAAAUAAUCUUAUUUAAGCAAUUUUGCUGCUUCUGAGUUGCAGAUCUAGAUGGAAAUCUUUUGAUGGCAAUGAGGACACUGCUGUGCUGGACCCACUACAGAUUGAACCUGGAAGUUGUAUGUGAUUUUAAAGAUCUCUGCACCCAUCAAAUUUAAAUGGGGGGACCAGACAUUCAUUUAUGCUCAGCCUGUUUGCUCACCACAGCAACCACUUCUUGUACCUAGACCACAGAAAUGGCGUCUAUGAGUAUAGCAGACACAUACUUUGCCAAAAUAUGAGUCAUGCUAAACAAGCAAGCAGAAAACAAAAUUGGUGGCACCUGUACUUCAUCACAAAAUAACAAAUACAUAGUCCUGGGAAGAAAUUUGGUGUUAAAUCGUAACAACUGCAACAAUCCAUGUAAUUUUAAUGUUACUUUCAACAGAUAAAAGGAUUGGGAGACACACAGUUGAGAGAGAAGCAGCUUUGCUUUAAAAAAAGUGGGAGAAGAGUGCUGAAGGCGAAAAGGUUUACUAAGUUCACCUAUUUGCCGCUACACCUGUCUUAUCCCAGCUGUAAAGAAAAGGCACGGCACUGAACAGGCUGUACCUCUUACACAUGAAAGUCACCAGAAGCAACUGUCAUAGUCCACUACUGAUCACUCCAGCAUGAGCUGCAUUUUUCAGGUGUAUACAAUAACCAUCUGGUCUGAAGGAAAGGAGAAGAGCACAGCACAAUUUAUGAAAUGCAGGUGAGGGCCAAGAAUUCAUGGAAUUCCUAUUUAUAGAUGACCAUCAGCAUGUAGUUUAAGGACUUACUAAUCUUUCUCAUGUCUUCAGCUAGAAAUCUAUUAACACAAUAUUGGGAAACAGCCACUAACUUAGCUCUAGCAGAGAAAUUAAUGAAGCAUCCCAGAGCACUAAGAAACACAAAGAGCAAAGACGAUUUUGAAACGGUUUAUUCAGUACACUGGAAAGGACAAUGUUGUUUCUUCAGCACCAGCUACCCACAGCUCACUGUUACAACGGAGUCAAUUCUAAACUCUUAUACAAACCUGUUUAAUAUUUGACUGUAUCGCUAACAUUGCACAUGCAUGUAAAAUUUCUUGGUGGGAUGCAGGCCAAGAAGUGACUUCCUUUCAGGCAUGAGCAGAACCUGGGCACUUUUAAAUCAACAGCAGAGUGAUACACAGAUUAACCAAUACUUUAUAUCAGGCAUGGGCUGACUUCAGGUCAUUGGAUCUACAUUUGUUUUCUACUAGAAACAAAGGAACACCAACUGGAGCCUGGCAUAAAAUAUGGCAUGUGAGCUGAACCAGUUACCUGAGAAGUGGAAAUCUGCAGCUGAGUUACUACGGAUCAGAGAGUGUUGUUAAACUCCUAGGAGUUUAACCAUUGAUGCCUCGCUGGCUGGGUCUGUUGGGAGCUGGGAGUCUAUCAAAUGGAGCUUCACAGGUCAGCCAUCCCUGCUUUACAUGGCAACAGUCCAACAUCUUCUUUUAGCUCUAGCUCUGCUGCUUCAAUGAUUCAGCAUUUACCUAGGUUAAUAGUUAAGGUUUUGUAGCCACAAGGCAGUUUCAUACACCAAUAUCGGGCCCAGUUCAGAAACUUAAGAACUGGGUGGUGACAGUCAAAAUAUGGUGGUGGUGGGGAAACAGCACACAUUAUUCCACCAUGUGGAUUAGAAUAUGAAGGUCCAAUUUGUGCAACCUAUUUUAAAGCCAUAAUAUAAUAAUAAUAAUAAUAAUAAUAAUAAUAAUAAUAAUAAUAAUAAUAAUACCCCACCCACAUGAAACAUUAAAAAGCUCCCCUAUACAGUGCUGCCUUCACAUAUCAAGCAUAUCAAGUGACUGCCUUGUAAACCUGCCAACUCCACCAGACCAAGAUUGUUUCCACAUGAAUGAAUGUCUGAACUGGGCCUUACAAUUCUAAUUUUUUAAGUCCGCAACAGGUUUAUGCAUUUGUGUGUUUUACCUUUGCUCUUGCCUAGGUUGUAGCUGAAAACACAUAUGCAACAGACUAAACAGGACAUUUUUUGAUCAUGUGGUUCUAUCAUGUAAUAUUUGCCACAUUCUGUUUGUUUGUGGUCUCACUUUCCUAGUUAAAAUGUAUUAGUUACUAUGGAAACAUUGCAAUCAACACAGUAGGUCUACCUAAACGUAUUAACCACAAUUACCGUAUCCAUACCCACCCCCAGGUCUCCCUCCCUACAUAUUGAGAAUUAACAUGCAAAUAUUCUAAGGCAGAUGGUAUUUGCUCAUUAGACACAAUAGGAAAUCACACUAAAUUCAAGCGUAUUUGUCUGGUACCUCUUUUACAUUCUAAUUGAAGUGCCUAAAGAGGAGGUUGGGGGACACUGAGCCUAGGGCUUGUCGAUUGGAAGGUCGGCGGCUCGAAUCCCCGUGAUGGGGUGAGCUCGUGUUGCUUGGUCCCAGCUCCUGCCAACCUAGCAGUUCGAAAGCACGCCAAAGUGCAAGUAAAUAAAUAGGUACUGCUCUGGCAAGAACAUAAAUUGUGUUUCCGUGUGCUGCUCUGGUUUCGCCAGAAGCGGCUUAGUCAUACUGGCCACAUGACCCGGAAAAACUGUCUGCGGACAAACGUCAGCUCCCUCGGCCAGUAAAGCGAGAUGAACGCCGCAACCCAAGAGUCGUUUUCGACUGGACUUAACUGUCAGAGGUCCUUUACCUUUAAAGAGGAGGAUGGGACAUCCUCCACAGCCACUUGGAGGAGCUGUAAUCCCCCAAGACACAACUACAUCUUAUGUGUACUAUCAAGGAUCUCUCACAUAAAAUUCAGGGUAUGCCCAAUCUUCCACACGCAUCUAGCGAUGGUAACCUUCUCUUCCUUCAAGGCCUGUUAUGUCAAGGUAAGAUUAAAGAUUCUUAUUCCUUUGGCUAUUGACUAAGAGGAACAACUACAGGUGAAACUCGGAAAAUUAGAAUAUCGUUGAAAAGUGCAUUUACUGUAUUUCA